UAUCCUUCAUUCGCUAUAUAUUCCAAUAACAUUAAUAAUGGCCAAUUAUUGUCACUCACAAGGAUAACAUAUUGCAAAAUAAACAAAGUAGUCACAUUGCAUAUUCAUACAACUGUAACACAUAUGUAUCUCUAUGACCUCGUCACCAUUACAAUACGUCGAAAGUAUUGAAAUCGGCCUCUUAUCUUGCCAUAGUAGUGCGAGUGAUUCAACAACUGGAUACAUUUUCAAUGUAAAAAUAGAUUAUGGUAAUCCAAACUUGGAACAACUUCCACCCGGCGUCACAAAAACUUCGAAUUUAGUUUUGCAACUAAUGGAAAGUCAUCUGGAUAGAGGAUAUCACGUAUUUGUUGAUAGACUCCAUAACUCUGUCGCAUUAGCCGAGGAAUUGCAGCGAAGGAAAACAUCGAUAACGGGAACAGUCAUGGCAAACCGGAAGGGACUUCCAGCAGAAAUAAAAACAAAACUAAAGAAAGGGGAAAUCAUCUCACUACGAAAAGGACAAUUACUCGCACUACUAUGGCAAGAUAAGAGGCCGAUUUCAAUACUUUCGACGUAUUGUAAUGGUGACGAGGUCAUAGAGAUACAUAUGUGUUACAGUUGUAUGAAUAUGCAAUGUGACUACUUUGUUUAUUUUGCAAUAUGUUAUCCUUGUGAGUGACAAUAAUUGGCCAUUAUUAAUGUUAUUGGAAUAUAUAGCGAAUGAAGGAUAUAUUUUUA
Styela clava is the source of this 720-nucleotide messenger RNA. The record is from RefSeq and is a predicted model, not a curated record. NCBI's taxonomy places the organism in Eukaryota, Metazoa, Chordata, Ascidiacea, Stolidobranchia, Styelidae.